AUGUCCUUCGGCCGGCCAUCGAACACCUCGCUGAGCCUGGGAGGCGCGCCACCGCUCAAGGGCAGCUUCCCGCUAGAUCACGACGGCGAGUGCAAGGACUACAUGGUGCGGUAUCUCAAGUGCAUGAAGCAGAACAAGAACCAGAGUACAGAGUGCCGGUACCUGUCGAAGGAGUACCUCGCGUGCCGGAUGGACAAGGGACUGAUGGAGCGGACAGACUUCGAAGCAUUAGGAUUCCAGGAGGGAGAGAAGGCGGCGGGGGAAGCAGCAGGGACACAACCGACAGCGCAGGCGAAACAUCAGCAACCACCAACAGCCCGGUAG
This is a messenger RNA of Rhodotorula toruloides NP11, 324 nucleotides long. Its product is annotated as cytochrome c oxidase assembly protein COX19. NCBI's taxonomy places the organism in Eukaryota, Fungi, Basidiomycota, Microbotryomycetes, Sporidiobolales, Sporidiobolaceae. Gene Ontology annotation, cellular component: mitochondrial intermembrane space. The record is from RefSeq and is a predicted model, not a curated record. Bases 1 to 324 code for a protein of 107 amino acids. Gene Ontology annotation, biological process: mitochondrial respiratory chain complex IV assembly. The transcript has 3 exons.